Lampris incognitus (smalleye Pacific opah) is the source of this 1061-nucleotide messenger RNA. RefSeq names its product asialoglycoprotein receptor 1a (gene asgr1a). Bases 136 to 981 code for a protein of 281 amino acids. NCBI's taxonomy places the organism in Eukaryota, Metazoa, Chordata, Actinopteri, Lampriformes, Lampridae. The record is from RefSeq and is a predicted model, not a curated record. The transcript has 8 exons.
CACACACACACACUGUCACUUACAGAGUGGGUCUUCAUUUGGAAAAGUGAGACACACCAACAGAUGCAGGACAACAUUUGGAAAAGUGAGACACACCAACAGACGCAGGACAACAGACAGAUUUGAUUCCUCAUCAUGACCACCGAAUACCAUGAUGACAACGCUGACAACACGGCCAUCUGGCCCAAAGAGUCUCCUCCCAUGAGACAGCUGAUGUUACCCAGCAGGUACAGGUGGAGAGAGUGGCUUUUUCCUGCAGUAACAGCUGGAAUCAUACUGGCCUUAGUCAUAGCACUGGGAGCAAGCAACACCAAGACAUCAAACCGUCUUUGGAUGUUGGAGGAGAAUAUUUCCAACAUGACUGAUAGAAUCACUUCUUCUCUGCAACAAUCCAAAGAUGCCACCCAGGAAGUGAAGCGGCUGCAGUUUGCUUUGGAGAGCAACAAAGACCAGCUGACCUCAGUGUCUGAAGCACUGAGUCAGCUCUCUGAAUUGGAGUCUCUAAAAACGAUACUGUCUGGACUCCAAUGUUCUUUUGUUAAUUUCAUCAAUAACAGGACAGGAAGUCAUGAUUGUUGCCCUCUGCAUUGGGAGUUGUUUGGUUCCAGUUGUUAUCACUUCUCUAAAGAUGUUCGAUCGUGGGACGAUGCCAGAGACUGGUGCUCUGGGCAGGGAGGUCACCUGGUCAUCCUCAAAACAGCCGAAGAAUGGACUUUUGUCACUGACAGAACAAUGCCAACCUUCUACUGGAUCGGUCUGACAGACGAGAGGACGGGGAAAUGGGAGUGGGUCAAUCAGACCCCCUACGCUAUGGACCGCAGGCACUGGAAGCCUAACCAGCCUGAUAACUGGCGUGGUCACGGGCUGGGCGGGACCGAGGACUGUGCUCAUAUCCAUAGCGACGGUCGCCUUAACGACAUGCACUGUUCCGUCAAGUUUCGCUACGUCUGUCAGAGACACAAGCAGACGUCACACACAUGAACUUCUCCGCCGUCCUUUGGACGGAAAUGUCCUCUGUUGUCAUGUUGUCCACUAUUAAAGACGCUGAAAUGAGAAAUGUG